CUCUUACCUGCUCCCACGACGAUCCAUCCAGGAAGCGCUGCUCCUUCACUCGGCUCGACACCAAUGAUGGGGCACUAUUCCUCCUCCACUGACACCAAUGAUGGGGCACUAUUCCUCCUCCACUGACACCAAUGAUGGGGCACUAUUCCUCCACUGACACCAACGAUGGGGCACUAUUCCUCCCACCGACACCAACGGUGGGGCACUAUUCCUCCCACCGACACCAACGGUGGGGCACUAUUCCUCCCCCCACUGACACCAUCGAUGGGGCACUAUUCCUCCCCCCA
This is a messenger RNA of Staurois parvus, 287 nucleotides long. NCBI's taxonomy places the organism in Eukaryota, Metazoa, Chordata, Amphibia, Anura, Ranidae. The record is from the annotation of a GenBank genome assembly.